AUGAAUGUGCAGCGCGACUUUGGGCCCGAGAGAUAUCACGAAAUCCCUCCACAUGGGCGUUGGCAGCACUUCGGUGUUGGUAAUGUCGAUCGCAUUUCCCGGAUGCUGCUCCGGACGAAAGAAACGGCCAGCCCCAAGGAACAGACGAGGGUCUUGAUUGACCUGUUCAUGGUGUCGGUCCUUCUCGACGCAGGGGCUGGAGAUAUUUGGAGCUUCCAGGAGCCAGACACGCAAAACCAGUACACCCGAUCCGAAGGCAUUGCGGUGGCUUCGCUGUACAUGUUUGAGUCGGGAGCGUUCUCGUCAAACCCUGCAUGUCCUUGCACUGUGGAUGGAAGGGCAUUGCUUAACCUCGACGAGGAGAGUUUUCUGUCCUCGUUUCAGAUCUCGAGUAGCAACCCCAUGGUCGGUGUGCAUGCUCGGAUCCAGCUUUUGAGGGACGUUGGCAAAUCUCUACUCUCGUUGCCCGACAUCUUCGGCUCUGAGGGGAGACCAGGGAACCUUGUGGACUACAUGACCGCUUCGGUCACUGGAGGCGAUGCUCUUGACUACACGGUCCUCUGGUCGGCUCUGCAGCGUCUACUGCUUCCCGCAUGGCCAAAAAACAGAACACACCUUGGAAAUCGACCUCUUGGAGAUGCCUGGCCUCUUCAGGUUCUCGCGCAACAGUCUCAGUCCGAUGCCAACGAUACCCUGGCCGAAGCUAUUCAGCCGUUUCACAAGCUGACUCAGUGGCUUGCAUAUUCGUUAACGACCCCGUUCGUGAAGAUUCUGCAUACCAGGUGGGAGAAUAUGGAGCUGGGCACCGGGCUGCCUGAAUAUCGGAAUGGGGGUCUGUUUGUGGACAUGGGUGUUCUAUCUCUGAAAGAAGAUACUCUAAGUGUGGGCCAGAGGGCGUCUGGACAGAUUCUUCCCGCCUACGACGCGACUAGCGAUGUGAUUGUCGAGUGGCGUGCGAUGACAGUUGCUCUUCUCGAUCGACUGCAUGAGAUGGUUUCCAACGAGUUUGCAGCUCAAGGAAUUACUAUUAGUAUGGCCCAAAUGCUGGAGGCUGGCUCAUGGAAAGCCGGUCGCGAGCUAGCUGCCACAAAGCGACCAAAGAACAGAUCAAGCCCUAUAUUGAUCGCUGGCGAUGGGACGCUCUUCUGA
Fonsecaea erecta is the source of this 1149-nucleotide messenger RNA. RefSeq lists its product as hypothetical. The transcript has 3 exons. Lineage: Eukaryota; Fungi; Ascomycota; Eurotiomycetes; Chaetothyriales; Herpotrichiellaceae. Bases 1 to 1149 code for a protein of 382 amino acids. The record is from RefSeq and is a predicted model, not a curated record.